AUGCUCGUGCAUAAGAUAAUCCUUGCGACCCUUGUAAACCUCAUCUCAGCCAAUGGAAUAGGAGGCUAUGGCGCUGUCGGUGGUUUCAAUGCUGGCGGCAAUGGUGGAGCAAGCAUGGCUACUGACUUCAAUCCCCUCCUCCUACAAGGAGUCCGAGGUUUCCCCGGGAUACGACUUCGGCUCAAACAACGAGGGUUUGAAUAUGUCAGCGGAUUAAUCGGUGAUGUGCUGAACAGGGAGAUCACAAACUUCAAAAUUCCUCGAAUUACGCUAUGCCUCACACAGGUCAGAGGAUGUAUCGAAAUCUAUAACCUUUACAUUUCGCGCUUUCGCAGCCCAGAACGAAUUGUCGUCUAUCCAGCACCACCGAACAGGCUUACUCUAGAAGUACAGAACGUAGAUAUCGGAAUCACUGCCAAUCUUGGUGGGCAUAUCACAAUCCUCACAUCACCCUUUACCUUAUCAGGUAUAGUACAAGGAAACGUUUAUCGGGCAUCUAUAUCCGUAGAGGUGUCUAUCGAAAGAGGUCCACGUGGCCCGUAUCUCCGACUUGUGAAUUGUAAUCUCCGUAUUGGCUAUAUCGAUGCCUACAAUGAGUAUGGUGGCUCAAUUGGAAAUCUUGCUAACUCACUACUUAGGCCAGCUAUCUCAAAAGUACUUCGAAAAAUGACUCCUCGUCAGAUCUGCUCACGGCUACCCAGUAUAAUUGAUGAGAGACUGAACGCUAGGUUGCCAGGUCUAAUACCACAAACCUUGGCGGCUGCACGUAUUUUCAAUUUAUUUGGCUCAGCUUUGGGACUCGGAGGACCAAGGCCUAGUCCCGAAUAUUGCCGAACUUAUUGCCAGUCAAGCGUCAAUGCAACCGCAAAGCUUCCAAGCUCACAAGAUCUCCAGUCUGUGGACACUAGGAGAUUUGCACUGGCAAGAGGAGUGCGGCAACGGCAUUACCAUCGGCGCUACCACGCCCGUCAGCUCAUCCCAACCAGUCGGGCCAAACGCGAACUGGCACAAAUAUAUCUUCUCAGCAAUGGUAACGUUGUACCAAGCGGUGUUGCAAGAGUUGUAAGAUUUGAUGGAAGCACCAAUGGUUAUGGUCAGCUGCCGCCCUGCUCAGCUGCAGUGGGAGGAUUUCAAGCGCAACAAGGCAUCGGUGGAGGUUACAUGGGACCUUCGAUACCUAGUGCCCAGCAACCGGCUGAUCUAUGUGCUAAAUGUCCAGGUGCAGGUGGGGGCGGUGAACUCUUGGGUCUUAUAACCGAACAACUCGACAUGAGCAAACUCAAUGAUUUAUAUCUCUCGAUCCAACUACUAAAUACUCAAGCAACCACAAACGAUUUCAUAUUUGAUCUCAGUGGCGAAUUUAGUCCAAAUGCUCAAGCAAUAACACCAUUCGGAGCUUUCCCCGUCGCAUUCCCCCCACUUUAUGACAAUCAUAUGGUCGAAAUCAUUCUUUCUGAUUAUACGAUCAACUCACUUCUAUACUGGUUACAUAGGAAGCAAUUUCUUUCCCUUCACGUUGGUCCGAAAACUCCUGCAAUUGGAAACUUUCUAAAAACAACAUGCGAGGAGGAAGAGGAAUCUGAGGUAAAAAAGAGGGCACGUAUACGAGCGUCAAAAAAGACUUUGCGACGAACAAAACAUGCUGCGCCCAAUCGAAUCGUGUUGACUCUGAAAGCGAGAGGAAAAGGAAAGAGACAAGGCGGUCUAGAAGAUUUGGAAGGAUUAGGAAUAUGCUUGGGUUUCCUAAUGCCAGCACUCAGGGAUAAGCAUCCAAAUAAAAACCUUUCUAUACAUAUCCACACAGCGCGAGCACCGUCAAUCAUCUUCAGCGCCGCUCAAGGAGGCAAGUUGACACUUGAUCUCGUCUUGGAUGCAGACAUCUAUAUAGAUGGAACUGAUAAUCGGGUAGCUACCGUCACGAUUGCAGCCACUGCAGAUCUGCUAUUGAAAUUGCGAGGUGACCAGCUAAGCGGAUCAGUCGAAAUCAAGAGUUUCAAGAUGACGGACAAGGGUGGAAAAACAGGAAUGAAUGAGGAAAGCUUGGGAAAUAUAAUCAAAAAUGCAGUACAGACGAUGGCGAAUAAUGCACUGCAGAAGGGUGUCAACAUAAAGAUUUCUUCAGGUGGAUUAGGAGGUCUUCCGAUCAACAUUAUUAACCCAGAAAUCCAUAUCAUAGAGCAUGGACUGCACAUUGGUACUGAUAUAUCCGUUUCCCCAUCACUUCUAGGCGGUGGAGGAGGCGGAUGUUGGUACCUAAGUUAGAUAGUCAGUAAAAAAUAAACUUGAAAGAAACCAUGAUGUUUUUGAUUUCCCUCUCUGGAUAACCACAAUAACGAUGUCUGCCACAAUAUUGUCCAU
Messenger RNA from Cylicocyclus nassatus, 2358 nucleotides. The record is from the annotation of a GenBank genome assembly. Lineage: Eukaryota; Metazoa; Nematoda; Chromadorea; Rhabditida; Strongylidae.